AUGCUCGGAACUCGUGCUCAGUAUCGUCCACUCUCCAAAGCCACUCUUGCUCGCAAACGGGCCAUGGCUAUCUCCACCGUCAGUAGAGUGAACAAGAUAAAGUCUAGGUACGGCGCACCGUCUCAGCCAUCUCAAUCUACACGCAAGGGCAAGAAGGCCUGGCGCAAGAAUGUUGAUAUUGAAGACGUCGAAGACCGCCUGGAGGGACUGAGAGACGAAGAACGGGAAACAGGCGGCCCGGUGCAUGAAAAGUCUAAUACAGAGCUAUUUGCGGUCGAUGUCCAUGGAGAUGAACAACUCAAGAAACAGAUGCGAAAGCAUCGUCCCCUCAAGUACAUGGAGCUGCUCGCCCGACGUUCGGCGGUUCCUGCCGUCCAUUCCCGUGUCUCUAUCCCAACCCCCACAUCAGAAUCCUCGAAGCCCCGCAUACGCGUGAGUGCCGCUGAGAAAGCUCGACUCCUUCGUAUCGCACACCGGACCAAGAAUCCACUCGAGGCGAUCCAAGGUCGAUCCAAUCUCCCAGCAAGUGAAGCUGUGAAGCGUAGUGGCAAGUACGAUGUCUGGGCUUCGGAGGAUCCCGACGAGGUGUCGCUUAUGCAUGCUAUGCGGACGUCCGAGGCCAAGGAAUACUUGCUCCCGAUUGUCAAGAGUCAUAAAUCCCGAGCACCGCCAUCGGCACCACCUUCGGUUCCUCCCCUCACGAACGCCAUCCUCCCGAAGGCUGUGAUAUAUCCCGAUGCAGGAACAUCGUACAACCCAACGUACGAAGAACACCAGGAGCUCUUACAAGCUGCCCAUGAACGAGAAGUGAAACGGGUAGAAAAUACGGAAAAGGCGGAGGAAGUGAGGAGAAGGAUGGAGGCUGCAUGGGAAAGGAAGGGAGAAAACAUGGUAGAGGGUAUGAUCGUGGACGUCGGGGAAGAAAACGAGGAAGAUGCUCCAGAGGAAGAACGUGUCGACCCGGUCAAGCCACCCCAGAGGAAGACUGCUCAGCAGAGGAGGAAAGCUGCCCGAGUACUCGCCGAGAAACGUUCGCGAGCCAGUCUUGCUCAGAAGCGGCAACAACUGGCAUCUUUAUCGACUCUCAAGUCGCUUCGUCGCACGGUAGCCAACGCCCAGUCUGAAUCUCAAAAAGCCGCGGCUGAGCGAGCAGAAAAGAAGCUUGCUAAGGGGUUGAUGGGGAUGAAGAUAGGAAAACACGUUGUGAAGGAGGGUGAAAUCGACUUUCAGCUUGGGGAAGACUUGCCUGAAAGUUUCCGCGAGCUAAAGCCUGAGGGGAACCUCUGGCGGGACCGCUGGGGAAGCAUGGUAGCUAGAGGAAAAGUCGAGCCUCGAGCUCCGGUAUUGGCUGCCCGUAAGAAGACGAAGACCAAGGAGUACGAGAAACACUCGUACAAACAAUUCGAUGCUCGAAACUAG
Molecule: messenger RNA, 1419 nt
Organism: Rhizoctonia solani
Lineage: Eukaryota; Fungi; Basidiomycota; Agaricomycetes; Cantharellales; Ceratobasidiaceae
Product: Nop53 (60S ribosomal biogenesis)
Exons: 8
Coding region: 1-1419 (472 amino acids)
Biological process (GO): rRNA processing; ribosomal large subunit assembly
Cellular component (GO): nucleolus
Molecular function (GO): 5S rRNA binding
Source: RefSeq, a predicted model, not a curated record